Messenger RNA from Labeo rohita (rohu), 2348 nucleotides. RefSeq names its product dopamine receptor D5a (gene drd5a). Bases 125 to 1399 code for a protein of 424 amino acids. Gene Ontology annotation, biological process: adenylate cyclase-activating adrenergic receptor signaling pathway. Gene Ontology annotation, molecular function: dopamine neurotransmitter receptor activity; G protein-coupled receptor activity. Gene Ontology annotation, cellular component: plasma membrane. Lineage: Eukaryota; Metazoa; Chordata; Actinopteri; Cypriniformes; Cyprinidae. The transcript has 4 exons. The record is from RefSeq and is a predicted model, not a curated record.
AUCCCACUUCGUUCGCACUCGUCCGUCCGUCCGUCAUGCGGGACGCAUCGGCACCGGAGCCGGCGCGAACGCACGCGCUCGCGCACACACCUGAUGGCGACCCGUGAGCGCGCCGGGACCCAGCAUGCCCAACCGAACGGAGCCCGAGCCGCGGCAGAUGCUGGCUCGCGCGCUCACCGGGUGCCUGCUGUGCGCUCUGAUCCUCUGGACUCUGUUCGGGAACGUCCUGGUGUGCGCCGCCGUGCUGCGCUUCCGCCACCUGCGCACCAAAGUCACGAACAUCUUCAUCGUGUCGCUGGCCGUGUCGGACCUGUUCGUGGCCGUGCUGGUGAUGCCGUGGAAGGCGGUGGCGGAGGUGGCCGGCUUCUGGCCGUUCGGCGCCUUCUGCGACAUCUGGGUGGCGUUUGACAUCAUGUGCUCCACCGCGUCCAUCCUGAACCUGUGCGUGAUCAGCGUGGACCGCUACUGGGCCAUCAGCAGCCCGUUCCGCUACGAGCGCAAGAUGACCCCGCGCGUGGCCUUCGUGAUGAUCGGCGCGGCGUGGACGCUGUCCGUGCUCAUCUCGUUCAUCCCGGUGCAGCUGGACUGGCACAAAGCCGCCGCCGCCGCCACCGCGGAGGAGCGCAACGCCACCGAGCCGGUGCCCGGCGGAGGAGGCGACGACGAGGACAACUGCGACUCGAGCCUGAACCGCGAGUACGCCAUCUCGUCGUCCCUCAUCAGCUUCUACAUUCCCGUGGCGAUCAUGAUCGUCACGUACACGCGGAUCUACCGCAUCGCGCAGAUCCAGAUCCGGAGGAUCGCCUCGCUGGAGCGCGCGGCCGAGCACGCGCAGAGCUGCCGCUCGAACCGGCUCGCGUGCCAGCACCACAGCAGCCUGAAGACGUCCAUCAACCGCGAGACCAAAGUCCUGAAGACGCUGUCCGUCAUCAUGGGCGUGUUCGUGUGCUGCUGGCUGCCGUUCUUCGUGCUCAACUGCGUGGUGCCGUUCUGCCACAACAAGCCGUCCGCGGGCCUGCCGUGCGUCAGCGACACCACGUUCGACGUGUUCGUGUGGUUCGGCUGGACCAACUCGUCGCUGAACCCCGUCAUCUACGCCUUCAACGCGGAGUUCCGCAAGGGCUUCUCCAGCCUGCUGGGCUGCCGGAACCGCUGCCGGACCCCGGUGGAGACGGUGAACAUCAGCAACGAGCUCGUGUCCUACAACCAGGACACGCUCUUCCACAAGGAGGUGGCGAGCGCCUACGUCAACAUCAUCCCGAACGUGGUGGACGACACGUUCGACCGCAUCUCCCGGCUGUCGCGGGGCAACGACGACGAGGACGACGUGUGCACGGACUCGGUGUGCGACCUGGAGUGCGAGGCGGACGGCGCGUUCACGCCGAACGGCAUCCGCUGACCGGGACGCGGGAGACUACGCGAGCGCUUCGGAAAAGUAGCUCGCGCGUCACGCGCACAGUUGUCGUCAUAUGACCGCACUGCCGUUCGAUCCGGUCCUGUGGAGAGAAACAUCAUCAUCAUCAUCAUCAUCAUCAGACGUUCAGCAGCUCCUAGAUCAGGAUGUUCCCGGCUGGAGGAUUUUCUCACACGUCUCGUAACGGAGCCUGAAGAGCCGCAGUGGGAUUUCAGUGAAAAUCGACUCGCGUUUCACACCAAACCAGCGGAUGAAUCAGAUGCAGACACACGGACGGACGGACAGAAUCCAUCAGGACACGCUGGAUGUGAUUUCACAGAGGAACAUCAGACACAUGAGGUCCAUCUGCACAAUCCCAUUAGAAACACAAUUACUGCAUAUAAACGUGUGUUUGUGUGUGAAGAUGAUUUACAUUCAGAGCAGCAGAUACAGGAAAUUUUGGAUUACAUGAUUAACAAUUAUAUUCUUGUUUAAUAUUUUUUGGUUUUAGAUUUUGUUUUAGACUUUUUCAGUUUAAACAUCUAAACAUCCUUAAAUCAAGACACAUUGACUGGAGAAGCAAAAUGAAGAAAUUAAGUCUUGUUCUCUGAAAGGUUUAUAUGAAAAAAUUAAGUAAGUUUAUAAUUAAGCCUCUAGAGUUUUGGGGUCAUUUUUGACCAAAAGAAAAAAAAAAAUUGUUUUGGUUUUUAAAAUUUUUUAGUUGGUUAGAAAUUUAUGAAACUUGGUAAAGGUUUUGGCACUUUUUUAUGUGAACACACACACACACACACACACACACACACACACACAAGAAAAUCUUGCUCAUUUUUUGAGAUGUCAACCUCAACUUUGGAACACAACUUGUUCAGAUUUUCACACAGUUUUAGAGUAAAGCGUGCUCUGGAUAUAUAUUUCAUGUAAUAUAUUCACUUGCUGUUUUGUUACCAGUGCAGUA